Messenger RNA from Gilbertella persicaria, 1760 nucleotides. Its product is annotated as peptidase S8/S53 domain-containing protein. NCBI's taxonomy places the organism in Eukaryota, Fungi, Mucoromycota, Mucoromycetes, Mucorales, Choanephoraceae. Bases 351 to 1760 code for a protein of 469 amino acids. Gene Ontology annotation, biological process: proteolysis. The record is from RefSeq and is a predicted model, not a curated record. The transcript is spliced from 5 exons. Gene Ontology annotation, molecular function: serine-type endopeptidase activity.
CUUUAUCUUGAAAUGGAACCUUUUUUUUCUGAUUCUCAAUUCUUUUUGUUUGUUAAGCUUAAGUAACUGUUUAGUCAUAGAGGCAUCAAUGCUUUAAAUCAUCCGAGGAUUACUUGAGCAUAUAAAUAUUUGUUCUCGGAAGAACACCUGUAAUUGGGCUUAAUAGUAAAGCUUUACAAGAGAUUGAAUGAGUCCGAGUAGAUUUUCGAUAAUCCACUCAAAGACUCUACUUGCAUGUUUAGAUCGCAGUCGAUAAAAAGGGACGAAACCUGACAUAAUUAUGUCUUAGAAACAGAUAUAAAUAAUCAGAAAACACGAAAAGAGAUCUUUCUUAAUUACAUUUUAUUAUCAUGAAAUAUAUCUUGCCACUUUCUUUAGCCUGUCUUUUCAUCAGUGGGAAUGAAGCAUUAGCAGUAAAAGAAGUCCCUGGAGGCAUUGCUAGUCAUUUUCCUUCGCAUAUUGUCAAAUUCAAACCCGCCAAUACUAUGAAUAUCACUGGAUUUGAACCUACUUCUUUCAUCAAAAAGCACUACACUACCUUUCAAGCAACAAAGACAACUUUACAAGGAAAAAAUGCUCUUAUGGAUACAGGCGUUACAGACGACAUUCAUCAAGAUGACCUAUCUACAGAGUCAAUCAGAAAUAUCGAAAUUGGCCAAGAAUUCAAAGCUGUUGCUGGUUUCUUUAAUCCUUCAUUUGUCAGUUACCUAAAUCAAUUGGAAGAUAUUGAAUACGUUGAGCCCAAUCAAAUCUACAAAGCUGCCAUUCAGCCUAUCGUUUCUUCUCCUCAACCUUAUUCAGCAAGCAAUGUCCCUCUUCAAAGAUCUAAAAAGCAUCGUUACAAACAACGUACCUCUAAACAAAAACGCGGUAUAAUGACUCAAGAAAACGUACCAAGCUGGGGAAUUGCUAGAAUCAAUCGUAGAGAGCUCAGUGAUCUUACUACUUAUUCUGCGGACGAUGCUGCAGGUGCUGGUGUUCAUGUCUAUAUUUUCGAUUCGGGCAUUAAUGCAGAUCAUCCAGAUUUUGGUGGCCGCGCAAACAUGGAAGCUAGCUUUAUAGACUAUGAAGACGACACAGAUCAUGCAGGUCAUGGAACGCAUGUCGCUGGUACCAUUGGUGGAAACUCAUUUGGUGUUGCAAAAAACACAAUACUUCAUGGUAUCAAGAUUCUCGAUCGUAACGGUGAUGGAGCAACAUCUGCAUUAAUUCAAGCCAUUUCUUAUGUAGCUCAAAUUGCUCCUCCGGGUAAUAGCAUUAUCAACCUCUCUUUGACAGGUCCUCGCUCUCAAACAAUUGACGAUGCACUCUCUACUGUCGUUCAAGAAUAUGGUAUUCCUGUCUUUGUCUCUGCUGGUAACUCUGGUGACGAUUCUUGCAAAUAUUCGCCUUCUGCUAAUGCUGAUGUGUUUGCUGUUGGUGCUUCUGAUGAAAAUGAUAUGAUUCCUAGUUUUUCUUCUUAUGGUGAUUGCGUCAAUGUAUAUGCCCUGGUACAAACAUCACAAGUAGCUGGCUUGGUGGAGAAAGCCAAACUAUGGAUGGAACAAGUUUAUGCUAACUUUUUUUCUGAAAAAAAACAAAGUAUGGCCAACCCACAUGUUACUGGGAUUGCUGCCAUGUUACUUGGUGAAUAUCAGUUCAACUCUGUGCAUGAAUUAUAUGAUAAGAUUAAGUCCAUGGCUACUCAGAAUGUCUUAAGAUUUGAAGCAAAUGAGGGUGAUGAUUACGAAAGAUUGCUUGCUUACAAUGGCCUUGAGUAG